ACUCUUCCCGGUUGCCUUCUCUUCCCUUCCCGGCUCCCGUCCCGCUUCCCUUCCCUUCCUUUCCUGGUUCCCUUCCCUUUCCGGUUCCUGUCCCGGUUCCCUUCCCGAUUCCUGUCCCUGUUCCCUUCCCUUCCCUGUUUCCGUUCUGGUUCCUGUCCUGGUUCCCGUCCCGUUUCUCGUCCCCAUUCCCUUCCCCUCCCGUCCCGGUUCCCGCCCGGUUCCCUACCCUUCCCGUCCCAGUUCCCGUCCCGGUCUCCCCUCCCCUUCCUCUUCCUUCCCGGUUUCCCUCCCCUACCCUCCCUUCCCUGUUCUCUUCCCUUCCCUUCCCGGUUCCUGUCCCGGUUCCCUUCCCUUCCCGGUUCUUUUCCCUUCUCGGUUCCUGUCUCUGUUGCCGUCCCGGUUUCCUUCCCUUCCCGUCCCGGUCCCUUCCCUUCCUGGUUGCCAUCCCGGUUCCCAUCGGUUCCCAUCCCUUCCCGGUUCCCGUCCCCCGUCCCUUUCCCUUCCCCGUUCCCUUUCCGGUUUCCAUCCCGGUUCCCGUCCCUUCCCUUCCCGGUUCCCGUCCCGGUUCACUUCCCUUCCCGAUCCGCCGCUCACAUCCCUUCCCGAUCCCCUCCGUUCCCGGUUCUUAUCUAGGUUCCCGUCUGGUUCCCUUUCCGGUCCCCUCCCCUCCCUUCCCAAGGUUUCCCUACCUUUCCUCUACCCUCCCCUCCCCUGCUCUCCAGGUCUCUCCACCCCUCGCCUCCCUUCCUGUACGCUCCUUGCUUUCCCUCCCUUCCCAAUUUCCCUCCCCUUCCCUUUUUUCCAGUCCCCUUCCCUUCCACCUUCCCUUCCCGGUUCCCGUCCGCUUCCCUGUUCCCGUCCCAGUUCCCGUCACGGUUUGUUUCCCUUCCCGGUUCUCGUCCCGCUUCCCUUCUCUUCGCAGUUCCCUUUCCGGUUCCGUCCCGGUUCCCUUCCCUUCCCAGUUCCCAUCCCGCUUCCCUUCCCUUCCCAGUUCCCAUCCCGGUUUCCUUUCCAGUUGGUUCCCCUCCCCGUUCCCUUCCCUUCCCAGCUCCUGUACUGGUUCCCAUCCUGGUUCCAUUCCCAGUCCCCUCCCCUCCCUUCCCCAUUUCCCUCCCCUUCCUGGUCUCCCUCCCCUUCUUCUCCCGGUUUCCCUUCCCUUUCCGGUUCUUUUCCCUUCCCAUCUCGGUUCCCUUCUUUUUCCCGGUUCCCUUUCCUUCCUUUCCCGGUUCUUGCCCCGGUUCCCUUCCCUUCCCCCUUCUUCUUGGUGUGUCCGGAGUUGGUUCCUGCCGCUGCGUUCGUGGUCUCCCUGACUUCAAGAAUGAAGCCGCAGACUUUCUGAUGAUGAAAUCCCUCCAGGUAGAUUUUGGGUUCCUCAAACAAUUGCUUCAGUUGAAGUUUGAGGACCGACUGAAAGAGGAAUCUUUGAGUCUCUUCACCAUUCUGCAUGACAGGAUCCUAGAAAUUGAAAAGCAUUAUCAACAGAAUGAGGAUAAGAUGAGAAAAUCCUUCAAUCAGCAGUUAGCUGAUGCCAUAGCUGUUAUCAAAGGAAUGUACCAGCAAUUCUUUGAGGUAGAAGAAGAGAAUGUUUCUUUGCAAGAUGUGAGUACUGUCAAAACAAAUAUUUUGUUAAGAAAACUGAAAGAGAAAGAAGAAGUUAUUAAAGAAUUAAAAGAAGAACUAGACCAAUAUAAAGAUUUUGGAUUUCACAAAAUGGAAUCUUUUGCCAAAGAAACCAGCUCUCCAAAAUCAAACCUAGAAAAGGAAAAUUUGGAGUACAAAGUGGAAAAUGAGAGGCUGCUUCAGAUCAUUUCAGAGCUUGAAGAAGAAAUCCAGAUCAAUCUAAAAGAAAAUUCAGGAUUAGAAGAUGAACUUAUAAGUAUGAAAGAGAUGGCAGAAAAGGAUCACAAAACUAUUCAAAAGUUAAUGGAUAGUAGAGACAGAUUAAGAGAAGAGCUUCAUUAUGAAAAAUCAUUAGUUCAGGAUGUGAUUAAUAAACAGAAAGAGCACAAGGAAAUGAGAAAAAAGUAUGGCAGCUUAAGUGUAAAGGUUGCAAGAUCAGCCAAGGGGAGAGAAGCCUCUUUGUCCCCAUGGCCCAAGUCUCCACCCAGCACCACAGCUUUGAGGCCACAUUCUGCGACCAUGAGUGUAUCAUCUGCUGGGGCCCAGAAAGCUAAAAUGCCAAAGAAGGCUUUAAAGGAAGACCAAGCUGUGAUAAGCUAUGCAGCACCUAUUGGGACACAUGAAGAAGAAAAAAAGAUGAAAAUAUCAGGAUCUAAGGUUGAAGACAAACAUGGUUUGGAGUCUCAAAUAGAAGCAUUAAAGGCAAAUUUAGAGAAUGAGAAAAAGAAGGUGGAAAGGUUUAGGAAGGAAGCUGAUCGACUAAAUAAAAGCUGGGAAAAGAGAUUCUUUAUUCUCAGGAACAGCUUUCAUGUCCUUAAGAAUGAGAUGUUUACAAGGCACACACUGUUUCGUCAGUUUGCAGUGCUUGCUGACACAUCCUUCAAUUAUAUUAAAGUAAAACCCUUAUUAGUGCAGUCUAGAACGACCAUGACAGCUAUAUCCUCUUCAAGUCAUUGUACAUCUUCAAUAGACGGUAAGCAUGUGGAUGUAGUCAGUGAUCAGGCAGCCCUUCAACUUUCACCAAAAGGGAAGUUGUCGGAAUCCCCAAAAGAAGAGUCCUUGGAGGAGCCCUCCAUGCGCCAGAGCAGCCCCGCAGAGACUGUUGAUUAACCCAGCAGAAGCCUGGGCUGCGCAGACGGGGCCUCAGAAAGAGUGGCCUCGCCGUCCUGGUGUAAGGUGCCUCCCUCGGAAAGGAUACUAUCUCCAAGGAUUUUCUAAACUAAUUGUUUAAUCUCUGCAGAUUAUGUAUAUUAACCAGCACUGCGCUCGAAUAGACCUCAAUGCGCGCCUUGUGCGCGCUCCUUUCCACGCCUUUAAGGAAAGCCCUGGCUGGUGCUGGGUGAGCGGGGCGCACUGAACCUCCGGGGCAACCACAUCCAUUCAGGCGCUCCGGGGACUCAGAAGAGCCCAGGCGUCUAAGAGUGGGAAGGGACGGACUUUAAUUAAAAAGUUUGACUCCCUCUCUAAUCCAGUCUUUCUAUACCAAAAGCAUCAACCUGAUUUGCUGUCUCCUCGCCCAAUAACUAGUCCCCAUGAAGUAGGUCAUGAAGACUAGAGGGAGAUCGUACAUUUCCUCAAGCAAGAUUCAUUCUUAUCUUACCCCGGCACAGGGCACCUAGCCGCAUCUUAAAGGCUGUCAGAAAUUCUUUAGUAAGUAGGGAAACUCUUUGGAGUUUUGCUUCCUGGUAAGGAUGCAAACCAAGAUUCUGCUGGAAUGCCAGAUACCGUUUACCAAAAGGCGGGUUUGCUUUUCUUCCAUGCGUAAUGUCCAACUUGGUUCUUUCUAUUCCCCUAACUACAAGUAAGGCCUUGUUAAGAGCCUGUAUCUGAAUCGUAGGCUCUGGAUUACAGAAUUCUACAGUUAUUUAUUAAGUCUCGGGAAAUAUAUUUGUGGUAGUUGUCACAUAAAGCUGAUAUACUUUAGUUCAAAAGAAAGCUGCAGAGGUGAUUUAUUUGUGCGUAAAAGGAACAAGAUUUAAUUGGAGAGAGACGUGUUAUUUUCAACGCAAGUACACGGGAUGGUAUAGCGCUGUGGAGCAUUAUUCGAGCUUCAUCUACUAUGCACUAUAUGCCGCUGUCUCCAAAGGAGUGUUGCCCUAGAAACUUGUUUUAAAUCUGCUGCUAUAUAUCAACACCUUGUUUUAGCAGUCCUUGGCUGAAUUACAGUUACACAGUUUGGCGCUUCUUUCAAAUUUCCUCCCAUCAGUUUGGCUAAAGAAAGGAAUUUUUCUCCUUUAGAAAUGAAUUGGCUUAAUUAGUAAGUAGAUUAAUGGCAAUUGCUGGUGAGUUGGUUUCCAGCAGAGUUUCACCAGAGAGGGUUAAUCGGAGUCAGGUCUGGAAUCUUUCCCAGAACUGGCUGCCAGCCAUUUCCACCAACCAAUCAACCCUACCAGAAACAGAGGAAAUGAAAUAAAAUUUGUAUUCUCUGUGCCAUCGUCCUGGACAGAAAUUCCUUGGAAGCAGCCUCCUGGUUGGGUGCGAUAUCAAACUGCUUCAUUUCAGAACUUUAAUAGAAACUUGAACCUUCAAGAUUUAUCUGGGUACCAAAGCAAAGUUUCAAAUGGCACAAUAAAGGUCUCCACAGAACCCUGGAUGUAUUGGAAAUUUCUGAGGCUCUCAGCCAAUUUCAGGUUGGGAGAAAUUGCAAACCACCCAGGUCCUGCCCUAUAUCUGUUGUCCAUCAGAAGUCCUUCAAAAGUUUUGCUGUAUGUUUUGCAGCCUUUUUACUUAUUUUUUUUCCCAUAGUGAUGAAAAUGCAUUCAUAGUUUAACUUGCAGCUGCAUUAGUCUUACAAAAAAAAAAAAAAUCCCUGCUGAGAAAUGCAUAUAAUAGGAAAAACAGAUCGGCUGGACAGCAGUGUAAUUAAUGCCAGAAAGGGCUGAGGCCGGUUUCAUAGUUUGUCUUUUGAGGAUAUCAAGACGAGACCUGGUGAAAAAUGACGCAUGCUUUAGCAUUUCAGAAAGCUGGCAACUGGCAGCGCUUUUCCUUUUUUCUUUGACUUUCUGCCGCGGAACAAAGAGGUCCGCAGAACUAGCUAGGUUGUAAUGAGUUCUAUGUCCCUAGCACAUUAAGUGCAUCAUAGAAACAUAUUGUAUCGAAAUAGUUUGGAGGAGAAUACCGGGGAUGAAAGAGAAUGGGUGCUUUGAUCAGCUCCCUGGGGUCCUGAGCACGCACAGACUGACUUGCAAGGAGUUAUUCAGCUCCAGCUAGACACACUUACAACACCAUUGAAAGAAAUUUGCAUAUCUGUAAUUUAUCACAUUGGUCCAGAACAUUAUUGCAAGGUAAAUAAAAGUUAGUUGAAUAAAAAAAAUCAAUCAUCGCAGAUAUAGAGAAAACUGUGAAGCCAGUCUUUCC
Pan troglodytes (chimpanzee) is the source of this 4977-nucleotide messenger RNA. RefSeq names its product chromosome 10 C10orf67 homolog (gene C10H10orf67). The transcript is spliced from 16 exons. The coding region runs from base 1339 to 2730 and encodes 463 amino acids. The record is from RefSeq and is a predicted model, not a curated record. Lineage: Eukaryota; Metazoa; Chordata; Mammalia; Primates; Hominidae.